Messenger RNA from Oryza sativa Japonica Group (Japanese rice), 1798 nucleotides. RefSeq lists its product as uncharacterized. NCBI's taxonomy places the organism in Eukaryota, Viridiplantae, Streptophyta, Magnoliopsida, Poales, Poaceae. The record is from RefSeq and is a predicted model, not a curated record.
UGUAGGAUUAACCAUUGUCAUUGGGUCUUAAAAUACACAGAUUUUAAGGUAUCAAAUCGCCAAAAUAAAAACAAAAAUAAAUGGGAAAAGAAAAAGAAAAAGAAAGAAAGCAAUAGCCAAGAACUGAGCCAAAGAACAGCCAAGCCCAUGUACGCAGCCAACGAGCACGCCGUUUCCAAGGUCCUGGCCCUCAAACUCAGGCUUCCAGAUCGCCUCGUAACCGCCUGAUUAAUCCUCCGCUCCUGCAAGAACUGCUGUCCCUGGCCUUCACCUCUUCGGUGAAUCCCAAUUGGGUUCGAGCAACCCAAUUGGGAGAACAAAAUCGGAAUCCACAAUACUCAGAGGUUGCCUGCUUCGUUCGUGUUCGUCGAUUGGGAAGGGCGAAUUUGACUGCCUCGGUUGCAGAUUGUGUGGCAAAGAUUGGAUCUUUCGGAGUUCUUCCUUUGCGUUCCUGAUUCCAAUCUGAGCUGACGCUUCCCAGUUCCCAGUUCGGAAUCUCGUUCUUGGUUUCUCCAAAGUGUUCGUCUUCGUUGGGAGUUCUUUCAGAUUAUCUGGAUCGUUAAUGCCCAAUGUUAGUUGGUACAGUCAGGACUCAGGAGUAGAAUCAUGAAGCUGAAAAAUAGAGCUGAAGAAAUCUUUAGGGACGGCGACCUGAUAUUCACAUCCGAAAGAAAUCUUGGGGCAAGAAACGUGCAAAUGGAUUAUGAUAUUGUUAGAGCAAAUCAGCCAGCUGUUGUUCAGACAAGAUGCAGAUGGAUCAUUGGAGAUGUAACUGAGGUGCUGGAUCGCAACACAUGGAAGCUCGGCAAAAUCGCAAAGAUGCUGAAGAACAACUACUUCGUCAUCAGGCUUGCUGACUGCAUUCAACUGAAGGAGUUUCACAUUUCUAGCUUGAGGGUUCCUGCAUCACCUCAUAGCAACAACCAGUAUUCUGUGGCAGAUAAGAAAUCUGAAGCUAAGCUUGCGCAGAGAGGCCAGAUUCCAUCUGAUGCUCUGCCUGGAAGAACAAACAAGAAGAGAAAAUCAACUGCAGACACAUCCUUCAAUCCAAGAAGGAGAACAUCACGGCCUGAAAAUGCAUCCAGGGCCUGUGUGCUCGAUGGCUCAACGACUCAAAAUCGCUUCCAGUUCAUCAGAGAAGAGGCCGAAUGUUCAGUGGCCAGCUGCAGCAUCAACGACCCGGACACCACCUUCACCAACGCCAAGAAGCUCCAAUCUCUCGGCUUCCCUGACGACGCCAUGUCCGCGUGCCCAUGCACCUCCGGCAUGGAGGAUGACGAUGCCGCCGCCGCCGCCGCCGACGAAGACGAUGACGACGAGCCGGCGGCCAUUGCCGUCCACGAGCUGGAGCUGGAGGCGUACCAGUCGACGAUGCGAGCGCUGUACGCGUCGGGGCCACUGACGUGGGAGCAGGAGUCGCUGCUGACGAAUCUUCGACUGUCUCUGAACAUCUCCAACGAGGAACACUUGCUGCAGCUCAGGCGUCUCCUGUCCUCGCGAUGAUUACUUUCGUUUCGUUUCGUUUUCUACUACUGAUCAGGCCUUCUCCAGCUUCAGGUUAAUUUACUCGAGAGAUUAAUCAAAAACCUCUUUGUUCGCAACGGCAAUGUUGCUGAUGCUCUUUGAAAAAUUUUUACAAACUUGUAAUCUUCUCCCAUCUCAUGUAGUUCGUGUAGAACUGUGUCACUGUGGAGAGAGUGAGAGAUAUAUACACAUAGAAGAACAUUGCGUUCUUUGUCCUUGGCUCACUGGAUUUGUACUGACUUUUCAUUUCUAGUGUUCCAUUUUGGCUCAUUCA